AUGGAUGUAACUGUUGCUCCUUGGGAGAUUGAAAGCAUGUCGCAGGAUUUAAAUUACUUGGAGAAUUCUCAACUUGAAAUGCUUUUGCUGAUCACAGGCAUCCCGGGAUUCAUCAUUACCCUGGCAGGGCUGGCAGGAAAUGCUGUGGUGAUCUGGCUCCUGGCUUUCCGCAUGCAGAGGAAUGCUUUCUCUGUCUACAUCCUCAACCUGGCAGGAGCUGAUUUUAUCUGUCUAUGCACCCACAUGGUAGCCUCCAUAAUGUAUUUGGUCAGAUAUAGCAAACUACUAUCCAAAAACCUGGUGCCAGUUUUUUGGAUAGCAUUUCUCACUCCCUAUUUUGCAAGCAUGAGCAUUCUCACUGCCAUUAGCACUGAGCGCUGCCUGUCUGUCCUCAAGCCCAUCUGGUAUCGUUGCCACCGCCCAAAACACAUGUCAUCUGUCGUUUGUGGCCUGCUCUGGGUGCUGUCCUUGCUCCUGACAAUUUUGAAAUUGAAAUUCUGUAAUCUUCUGUCUGAACAAUGUGAUGGUGAUUUGAAUAGACAAAUUGAUUUCAGCAUUGUCACGUGGCUGGUUUUCUCCUUUGUACUAAUGUUCGGGUCCAGCCUGGUGCUGCUGACCAGAUUGCUGUGUGGCUCCCAGAAGAUAAAGCUGACCAGGCUGUAUGUGACCAUCGGGGUCACAGUGCUGGUCUUCAUCCUCUGUGGACUGCCCUGGGGAAUCACUUAUUUUCUCUUAAAAGGGUUGUUAACUGUUCCUGAAAUGAUCCGAUUUAAAGUACAUGUGGUGCUCAAUGUAUUAACCGCUGUCAACAGCUGUGCUAAUCCCAUCAUUUACUUCUUUGUUGGCUCUUAUAGACACCAGCAAAGGCACCAAAGAAGGAGCCUCAAAGUGAUUCUGCAGAGAGCUUUGCAGGAUGUUCCUGAGGAGGAUGGACGCCAAGGCAGCCCUCCUCAGGAGACUCUGGAGAUGUCAGGAGAUACUCAUGUGGCCUAA
This is a messenger RNA of Sorex araneus (European shrew), 993 nucleotides long. Its product is annotated as mas-related G-protein coupled receptor member X2-like. The transcript has a single exon. Gene Ontology annotation, molecular function: G protein-coupled receptor activity. Lineage: Eukaryota; Metazoa; Chordata; Mammalia; Eulipotyphla; Soricidae. Gene Ontology annotation, cellular component: membrane. Bases 1 to 993 code for a protein of 330 amino acids. The record is from RefSeq and is a predicted model, not a curated record. Gene Ontology annotation, biological process: G protein-coupled receptor signaling pathway.